Messenger RNA from Aethina tumida (small hive beetle), 4919 nucleotides. It is a transcript of the gene Asator, whose product is annotated as tau-tubulin kinase homolog Asator. NCBI's taxonomy places the organism in Eukaryota, Metazoa, Arthropoda, Insecta, Coleoptera, Nitidulidae. The record is from RefSeq and is a predicted model, not a curated record. The coding region runs from base 127 to 3537 and encodes 1136 amino acids. Gene Ontology annotation, biological process: peptidyl-serine phosphorylation; signal transduction. Gene Ontology annotation, cellular component: cytoplasm; nucleus. The transcript is spliced from 17 exons. Gene Ontology annotation, molecular function: ATP binding; protein serine/threonine kinase activity.
GGACGUUUUAGAUAUCUUUCGGGCACGGAGGCGCGAGGUGCUGGCGAGUCGCGCGUGUGGAUCCACAGUUGUGUGUGGCGGUGAUGACGGUUCGAAUGGGUCGUGUUUGAGCAUUUUGAACUCGACAUGAAGUGGCCGACUUUGGGGUCGAACAAAUUGAGCUGGGAGCAGGCUAGCGGCCCCUCGUCGACGGACAGGAACAACAACAUCAAGAUGACGUCCGAGGACCUCCUGCAGCCCGGACAUGUGGUCAAGGAACGGUGGAAGGUGGUCAAAAAAAUUGGGGGAGGAGGCUUCGGCGAGAUAUACGAGGGCCUGGACCUGAUCACGCGGGAACAGGUCGCCCUCAAGGUUGAGUCGGCCCGUCAGCCGAAACAGGUCCUCAAAAUGGAGGUGGCCGUACUCAAAAAGCUGCAGGGCAAAGAGCACAUAUGCAGGUUCAUCGGCUGUGGAAGGAACGACAGGUUCAACUACGUGGUGAUGCAGCUUCAGGGUCGCAAUCUGGCCGAGCUGAGGCGUGCCCAGCAGAGGGCCGCGUUCAGCUUGUCGACCACCCUGCGUUUGGGCCUUCAAAUACUCAGAGCAAUAGAAAGCAUACACUCUGUUGGUUUCUUGCACCGUGAUAUCAAACCAAGUAAUUUUUCCAUGGGAAGACUGCCAUAUAAUUGUAGGAAAGUAUACAUGUUAGACUUCGGCCUGGCGAGGCAAUACACGACGGCUACUGGCGAAGUUAGAGCUCCCAGAGCCGCCGCCGGCUUCCGGGGCACCGUCCGCUAUGCCAGCAUCAACGCACACAAAAACAGAGAAAUGGGGCGACACGACGACCUGUGGAGUCUGUUUUACAUGUUGGUGGAGUUCGUGAACGGACAGCUGCCCUGGCGCAAGGUUAAAGACAAGGAACAGGUCGGACUGAUGAAAGAAAAGUACGACCACCGUCUGCUGCUUAAACACCUACCGUCCGAUCUCAAGCAGUUCCUCGACCACAUCCAGAGUCUGGAGUACGCAGACAAGCCGGACUAUCAGAUGUUGAUCUCGUUGUUCGAGAGAUGUAUGAAGCGUCGUGGCGUCAAAGAAUCAGAUCCCUACGACUGGGAGAAGCAAUCGACUGGCGACAAUGCGGCAAUAACGGUGGCACCGCAACCGACCUCGAUCCUGCCCACCGCCGCCCCCAAACACGCCAAACACCCCCAAACCGACAACAACCAAGAAAACAUCGAACCUACCGACAACAAAGAGGUUCAUCUGGAAUCAAGAAAGAGGAUAGAAACGGAAAACACAGUACCGUACGUGACGGAAACGCAGACUGGCGUCAGAACGGGCGUGGACAAAAACUGCAACGCAACAGCGACAACGGAUCACGUCCGCAAGCGUCGUGCCACUUCCCACCUUGAACAGCCACCGGACCGACUCGACAACGAGGCGGCGGUCGCCUCGGCCAAGUCCACGUCGGACGCGAACGCCCGUCCGGCGCCCCUACGCAAGAGCCAGUCCGGUGUCGCCACCCUCGGUCGUCUUAGAGUAGUGGCGCCUGGAGGCGCAUCCGCCUCUGCGGCGCAGGGUAGGGCUGUCACCGACGGUGGCAGCCUGGUGGAGUCGCCAGUCGCCACGCCGGAGCAGGAGAGGCCGAGGAGGCGGCAGCCCAGCGCCGCCAGGAGUUCCAGGAGCGGCGUGCGCGACCAGAGCUUGACGCAGUUCGCCCUCAUGGACGACGAGAACGUUAGUCAACAGGUGACCCGAGGUGGCGCACUGACCUUGGCGUCGCAGUGGAAGUCGCAGUUCGACGACAGCGAGGAGACGACGGACAACGAGUGGAAGCCGGAAAGUCCCGAGCACCGUGCCCACCUGGCCGCCCAUUCGGAAGCGGGCGCCGCCGCGUCCGCCUCCUGUGCUUUGCCACCCGUCACGGCGCCGCCGGCCCUGAGCCGCAUCUCCGAGGACUCGCGGACCAGCCACAGGCGUUACAUCAACAUCGCCGGCAUCGAGGACUAUCCGGAUCUAGUCGCUGGUCUGCCAAGGGCUUGGUCAACGCCAUGUUUGGGACCGUGCGUCAGGGCCAACUUGAAGCCGCCUCUACUUCAGCAGGCGGCCUUCGACGAUCUCCUGUUCCGCGUCGACGUGAUGAGAAACGUCGCCUCCAGGCACCUCCAGAACGAUGAGGAGGAGGAAAAGUCGCCGGAGCCGCAGAAGUGGAACAGCUUGCCAUCCAUUCCACUGCCGGAGAAGGAGGAGCUGAAGAGCAAGGAGGAGGAGGACCAGAACGACAACGAGGGACUGCAGGAGGUGGCCGGCAAGUUGGAGAUACGGGUAGUGCCAAAGGAGUCGCUGAGGGAGAAGACUCCGACGAACAACUGUCAGGAGGACACGUCCAAAAGACCCGAAAGGACUAAAAGCAUAUUGAAGCAGAGCAGCAAGGAGAGGAACGAAACACCGCCAGACUUGCCCAGUCCGAAGCGGGAACAAAUAUCUUUCGCCCCUGAGGUCAGUUUGGAAAAGUUGUUGCAGGAGCGGGAGGUGAAAAAGCGCGUCAGCGUCGAAGUUCCAGGCGACGAGGAAAAACAGCCGGACGCGGAGCCACAUAACGACACACCGAAACCUGAUAUUGUAGACAAAAUUGAUGUGAAAGAGACAGAAGUCCAAGACAAGUCCAAAGAACACAAGGAUGGUAAAACGAAACAGACCAACAACAAGGAGUCCGAGUCAUCGAGCACGGAAACGGAAAAAAAAUCCGGAAAUGAAGACAAAUCCGAAGACAGAAAACGGAUCCAUAGAAGAUCACUGAAUGGGUCUGCCAUUAAUUUUGAGAAGGUCGAGAGCCUUAGUCGGAGCAACUCACAAAAAUCUAUGUUAAAACCAACAGUAGCCAUAAGAAACAACCUCCAUUCCGGCGACAGAUCAGACAGCAGCAACAGCGACAAAAACGUCAUAAACCAAGACAGACUGGGGUUGCACCCCGAAGGUGAGAGGUUAAAGUGCUCCCCUGGUGUGGACCUCACCACCAAUCCGGCCGUGACUUUCGUCGCCAACAAUCCCGAGUCCAGGGAUCGAAAGUCGAUGGCCAACGGUCUGAGUCCGGGCGGCCUGGAGGAACAAUCGGAGUACUUCGACGCCACCGACAAUCCCGUUUUGAGGGACAAGAGGCACGAGUGCGACGACGAGGACAGCGGCGUCGACAACGCCAGUCAAAUACUAAGAGAAUCUUCCACGAGUCCGGCGCCCGAGGGCGGCAGGAUAUCGAAAAUUCCGGUCGCAGUGGGCGGCCUACGUCUGGCCAAGUGCAUGUCGUGGUCGGGCGACCUGACGCCCGGCCUGCGACGGCGCAGACAGGGCGAAAAGUACGUGACCGACCCCAGCCAACUCAACCUCCGUUUCAAACGUCACUCCAGCAGCGGUUUGAGGGUGAGAGGGAUAAACACGUGUCUGAUAGACGCGCCGGAGUCGUCACCGGAAUCGUCGGAGGGUCCGCCGCCGCCGCCGCCAGGUGGCGAACCGCCCUCCGAGAGCCAGGUUAGGAUGCGCCGCUUCCGCCCGGUGACAUAGUAGAGUGGCACGGACUCGUUUGUUUCCAUAAACCAUCCCCCCCACACACACACUGACACUAAACUACACACGCAGAAGGUGGUUGUGGGCGGCGCAACGACGGGCGACUAGUUCCGGGGGGUGGCCGCAUUUUUUUAGAGCGGCCGGUCCGCAAGGAUCGGAUGUCGUCCGUCGGCGUGCCGGACGAUGAUUUUUAAUGUUGCCUUUUAGCUUUUUGGUGAGGAACAAAUACAUGUAAAACUAUACAAAAAAAAAAUUAAUAUGAAAAACGGUAUUGUUGUCGUUUGUAUAAAGAAGUACUAGUGUCAUUUCGUUUUUCUUGGGGUCCAGGCCCCCCGUUUUGGACGGCGUUGAUGCACCACUCAAAACGUCCGGAAACACGUACGACAACUCUGGAGGGAUGAUUGCUUGUCUGGUGGAUCAACACCUUGACUAGGAUGUUUUUUUUCCGUAGUUUUACCGGUGCAAUGGAGCCGUACACAUUGUGAUUUACUUAAUUUUUUUAGUAUUUAAUUCGGUUGUUGAUUUUUACACACGUUUGUCGAUUGUGAGAUUAAAAAGACUUAGGUGAACCCGUUUUUUCGUUCUGCGCGCGGGCUUAACGGCCACCCCCGCUUCCGGGGUUGCUACGCCCCGACUCGAUAUAUUUUUUUAUGGAUGAAACAAAAUGGGAAAAUUUACGUUGCGACUCGGAUUAACACAAUACAUAACGCGGUAUACAACGAACACACAAACUUGUUAACAUUUACUAUUUUUUAGGUUUGUAUAGGUGUUAUGGGUUGUAGUUACUUUUGGGUUUGUAGGUGAAAGUGUUUUUAUGGUUGGCCCCCACCCGGGCAAAAGUCCGCGCAAUUUUGCUGAUUUUUAUUUUGUUUUUAUUUUUUCCAAGGACAAUCCGUUAAUUUCGAUUGAUAUUUUUGACUCAGGUAUAUUUUAAUUUUCCGGUGUUCAGGGAACGGCUUCGGUUCUAUGUAUAUAUAUACAUAUACAUAUAUAUAUACUUGGCUUUUGCGUGGCUUUUGUUUUGUUUUGUCGGGCGGUGGCUGAAAAAUUUCAUCGUAAAUCUCGAUCUAGUCAUAUUAUCGUUCAAGUUCUAGAUAUAUUUUUAUAAUAGAACUUGCCCUAGUCACUAUAGUUGGACAAGAGACAAAGUAACAUAAAAAAUGAUAAAAAUACUCUGUAUAAAAAAAGUAUGAUAUUAUUGCAAAAAAAAACAAAUAGCUAUAAAAUCGUACCAUCAUUUAUUUCAUUUCAUUCAAUCGCUAAGAUUAUUUAUUGUAUAUUUUUGUUCUGUUGUAUUUAUUUAUUUGUUUUUUUUUUUUUGAAAAAUAGCGCCUGUAUUUAUAAUAAAUUAUAGUUACAAAUUAAAUUAAUUAUAAAGA